AUGCAUUUCAGGACGCUCUACCGAUUAGCGUGCUGGCUGGCUCUGUGUCACGUUUCGGCUUGUACGCAAGUUACAACAAAGGACUUUGACUCGAGGGAGUACUUCGCCGUCCAGUUGGAGGAGUCGAUAGAACUGGAGGCAUUCAAGGAUUCACACAAUGACUGGCAGUAUGAGCAUGCUGCGCGGGGUUUGGAGCAUUAUCAUGUCUUUUCUACGCCCAUAGAUAAGCUACGGAAACGUGGGCUGGAAGAAUCACUGGACAUCAAGUCGUUCCAUCCUCUACCACCCAAAAGACUGGUAAAGAGGAUGCCCGUGAAAAUCGACAGUUCGAUGGAGCCUUUGAUUGAGGCUGAGAAAAGGCUAAAGAUCGAUGAUCCUCUUUUCGCCAAACAGUGGCACUUGGUGAAUACUGCUUCGCCUGGCGAUGAUGUCAACGUGACUGGAUUGUGGUAUGAAGGGAUUACUGGCAAGGGAGUGGUUACUGCGAUUGUAGAUGAUGGUCUGGACAUGGAUAGCAAAGAUUUAAAGAGAAGCUUCUGCAAGGAGGGCUCCUGGGACUUCAACGAUAAUACCAACCUGCCCAAACCAAGGUUGGACGACGAUUACCAUGGAACGCGGUGUGCAGCCGAGAUUGCAGCCGAGAAGGGCAACGAUUAUUGUGGGAUAGGGGUUGCCUAUGACUCAAAAGUUGCUGGUUUGAGGAUUUUAUCUGGGCAGAUCACCGCUGAGGAUGAGGCAGCUGCAAUGAUCUAUGCCCCUGACGUUAACGACAUAUAUUCCUGCUCCUGGGGACCACCUGAUGAUGGAAAGUCCAUGCAAGAGCCAGAGAAGAUUGUCAAAGAGGCUAUGCUGAAGGGUGUUCUGGACGGGAGAAAAGGAAAGGGUUCUCUUUACAUCUUUGCCAGUGGUAACGGUGGUAUGCACAAUGACAACUGCAACUUCGAUGGAUACACAAACAGCAUAUACUCGAUUACAGUGAGUGCUAUUGACCACAAGGGAUUGCAUCCACCCUAUGCUGAGGCAUGUUCAGCCGUGAUGACUGUGACAUACUCAUCCGGAUCCGGCGAACAUAUUCAUACCAGUGAUAUAAACGAUAAGUGUACCGAUAUCCAUGGAGGCACAUCGGCUGCUGCACCGCUUGCGGCUGGUUUAUACGCCUUGGUUCUACAGGGAAACCCAGACCUCACCUGGAGGGACGUUCAAUAUCUGACUUUGCUCACCUCGGUGGAGGUAAACGAAAACGACGGAAGCUGGCACGAUGGUCCACUGGGCAGAAGAUACUCGCACAAAUACGGUUAUGGCAAAUUGGAUGCAUACAAUAUGGUUCAAAUGGCAAAGACCUGGAAGAGCCUCAAACCCCAAUCAUGGUUUUGGUCGCCUGUUCAGCGUCCUGGGUCGAAGAUAGAAAGCCAAAAAUCCACGCUCACUCAUGAGUUCACCAUAGACAAAGAAUGGCUGGAGAAAUCCAAUUUUGAUCAUGUUGAACAUGUGGUUGUCACAGUGAACAUUGGUUCGUCUGCGAGAGGCAAGACAGCCAUCACUCUCAAGUCCCCAGGUGGCAUUGUCUCGGAACUAGCAGUUUCGAGGAGGUUUGACCAUUCAACUGAAGGCUGGAACAACUGGUCGUUUUCCAGUGUUGCGCAUUGGGGUGAAUCUGGUGAAGGAACAUGGACUCUGGAAGUGUCCACAACGGAUGCUGAAUGUUCGGUUGACUUUAACGAGUGGCAGUUGAAGCUUUUUGGAGAAUCCAUAGACGAGACAAAGGUCAAGAGGUUUUCUCUUGACUCGGACUAUUCGUUUGAUCCAAAUGCUCAGGAAUCAGAAGAAAGUUCAACGAUAGUGACUUCAAGUACGUCAACUUCUGUUUCCACGACGGCAGCGAAAACUACCUCCGAAACUUCGGCCGUCUCUACGUCUGAUGCCGGUGAUGCAACCAACGAGGGUAAAGGCAGCGAGGCCACUGGCGGGGAAGAAGAUGAGGAUGAUGGUAUCGAUGGAGAGGAUGGAUCAUACAGACACUCUACCGAGGGUCACUACUCGGAGUACUUCUUCUUUCUGGUCAUCAUUGGUUUCGUGAUCUUUCUGGCUUUGUUCAAGUCGGAACAGCUGCGGAGAAAGAGAAGAAGAAGAGGAAGAACAGACGAGUAUGAGUUUGAUGUGAUUCAACCUGAUGAUGAUUUUGACACGGAGGAGGAACUGACUGACGAUAGCUCACUGGUGAGCAGAGACCAUGCUGACAACCCCUUCGCAACCACUAGGAAAAGCACUGAUCUUUCAAAAGCAAGAGGCAUUCCUGCCUCGAAGCUUCCGAGAAACAGUGUGGACCAGAAAAGGGCGCAGCAAUUAGCUCAAGAUUCUAGAAGAGAAGAUGCUUUUUUGAGAACAGAGGAGGAAGAAAGACAGAAAUUGUUUGAUAACAUGCAUGGUUUUGAUGGGGAUGAUGACGAAGACGAAAUGUUCCGGAUUGGAUCUAGCCGGUGA
Messenger RNA from Kuraishia capsulata CBS 1993, 2481 nucleotides. RefSeq lists its product as uncharacterized. Gene Ontology annotation, molecular function: serine-type endopeptidase activity. NCBI's taxonomy places the organism in Eukaryota, Fungi, Ascomycota, Pichiomycetes, Pichiales, Pichiaceae. The record is from RefSeq and is a predicted model, not a curated record. The transcript has a single exon. Gene Ontology annotation, cellular component: trans-Golgi network; Golgi membrane. The coding region runs from base 1 to 2481 and encodes 826 amino acids. Gene Ontology annotation, biological process: protein processing.